AUGGCCUUUCAGCAACCUAAGAUACCAAUUCCAGCACGAACGAUCGCAUCUCCAGCACCUGAACAAUCUCUUGAUUAUACCAGACCUAGCUUCCCUCAGGCCCGCGAAGAACCUCAAGAAUGGAUACUCUUCCCUCAGGCAGAGUCCCAUCGCCAAACAGAAACUGCUUCGACGGACAGGACGCCGAAGACAGCUGGACUGUCUAGACUUAGUGACUUUGGCUCCAUUGAAAGUGCUUUCAGAUCAGAGAGAGAGCGCGACCUACCAUGUCAGGCAACGCUGGGUUCAGAAGAGGACGAGAAAGAGCUAGACAGCUUGGAUGACGGCCUACAUGCAUUUCGAGAACCUCAUCAUCUUGAUCAGAGCAACUCCAUCUUCCCACGGCAUGAUGGACUAGGCGCCUUUCCUGACUCCAGCUCCGACGUACAAAGGCAGAUAUGGCAUUUUGAACGGUACAAUCCUCGCAAGCGGUUAUCCGUCGCACAUGAUAGGAGACCAUCUAUUGUGAAGCGGAAAAUUGAUGCCAUCGAAGCCAGUGAAGCGCCAGUAGAUGAUGAGAAAAGAGAGAGGAUAGAGAAAUGGCGGCUGGAGCAUUCGAGGAUCUUGCUGAACGAGAUUGAGAAAGAGACUAGGAGGCGACGGCAAUCCAUCGCGAAGAGUCAUACUGGAGCUGAGAACUCCGACACAUUUGCCGAUAGGCAGAGCGGUUCCAGGAAAGUCCAGCAGCUGAGGGAAACGGUUGCUAGCCAGAGCAUCCAUGAACAACGUGCACCGUCCAACGACAACAGCGAGUCAUUCCUCCAAAAUUUUACCCGUCGAGUCAUCCGCGACUUUGUGGGUAUUGAUGAGGAUGUCCUCUCCGUGAUAUUUGGGGAAGCACUGCCUGCACAAAUACAAGAAGAUCUUCAGCCUACUUUCGAAUCUACUGCACUUGUAGCUACUAGCUCGAACGGCAAUGCUUCGUGGGAGACCCGAUUACUCACAAGAUUAGCCCGAGAGCUUGGCUUCCUCAUUGAUCAUUUGACCGAGCAUCCAGGUGCAUUUUCGACUUUGCCACCCCCCAGUCCUCCCUCCUCCGAAUAUGCUGGGAUACCUGUUACACAGCCUACAUCUUCGCGUACGCGCCUUUCUCAAUCUACGCAUCAGCGUUCGAUACCUCCUCCCGCUUCUCCCUCCUUCAACUUUAAACCCUCUUUCCCACCUUCAAAUCUAACACCCGAUUUCAAUGCUCCAGCAGCGGACAUCCACAAGCACGCGUCCCUAUGGGGUAUAGAAGAAGAACCAGACUCUUCACCCAAAUCAUUUGAUCAUGACUAUUGGUCUCGACCAGCGAACCCUUCCUCUCUCUACCGCAUCCUUCAAAACCACUUCUGGCGACCUCCGUCCUCUACAACGCCCAAGCCCACGAAGGCCAAUCUCGCCACGACAUCAACUGCCGACACGCUCCGACGCACAGCCGUUAUAAGACAGUAUCACCCUCUCGUCAGUCGCCAAUGGGAGAACCGAAGAAGAAGCUUCCAAAGUCGAGGAUAUGCUGGCAGCAGUACAUGCGGCAGUCAAUCGCUGAGAAGAAGUAAGGUGCGGAGAGGAAGUGAUGCUUUGUCGUCAACGACAAGCGUUGCUAGUGGAGGCUAUUCAUCGCGGAAUUUUUGGGACAUUGGAAUGGGCUCGCCAGGUAGAGGAGGAAGUGAAGCAGGGAGUCUGGUUGGCGGACCAGCGGGAUUGGGGCUCUGGGGAGAGGUGUGA
Bacidia gigantensis is the source of this 1746-nucleotide messenger RNA. RefSeq lists its product as uncharacterized. The record is from RefSeq and is a predicted model, not a curated record. Bases 1 to 1746 code for a protein of 581 amino acids. The transcript has a single exon. Lineage: Eukaryota; Fungi; Ascomycota; Lecanoromycetes; Lecanorales; Ramalinaceae.